UCUUCCAUCUCAUAAUCAUUCGUAUAACUCGCAAAGCAUCGCUCAAGUAACGGUCAUAUACCAUUCACCAAUUCUCGUUCCAUCCGAGCUCAUACAUACCCGACCGGCAUUUGACACCUGCCAGCACAUUUGUCACGUCUGUAUAAAGCACAUCGGAUAUCCCCAACUGUCCGUCCACACGCCCACACGCAGCAACUGCAAGCGGGUGUCUCAACCUUGGUCGAAGCGACAGCACCAUCCAUACUUAUAAAAGAAGCACAUUCCGUCAGUCAAAAUGGGCGAAGAUCUUCACGCCUCCAUCACUCGUGUGCGCCUUGCUCUUCUGCAAUCUCAAGUUCGCGAGCACCCUGGCACUUCGCCCGUUCGCCGCCGCAGAAGAAGCAUCUCGACGGCUGUGGCAUACGCCGGAUCCAAGGACGGAGUUCCUCUUUUCGCCAAGCAGAGGGUCGUUCGCGUUGCUCUCUGAGGAAGGCUUCAUUUCUUUGAUCACCUCAUCUCUCGGCACUACUUUCUCUUUUUUUACAGCCUCUGUGGCCUUGGAUUACCACCUUUUUUUUUUUGGUCUGGCUCAUAUCAUUGGUCCUCAUCCACCAUGUCUCCUCAUCAGGUCAACAAUGAUCAGCAACAGGAGCAGAAGCAGGGUUCUUCGGCGGGAGGCGGCGGGAUUUCAUCAAAGGCUCCGCUUGGUUAUGGUGGGUUGGGCGGAUUAGGCAAAAGUCCCAAACACUGGCUCAUGGGCGACGAGGCGUUUGAGGCGAGAAUGCCUCAUCAUGAUGGAGUACAGGCACUGUGGGAGACCAAGUGGAAGUUCCCAGUAAGUUUCCUCUGUGCCAUCGGUUUUUGGCUUUCGUCAUUUUUUUUUUCUCCCUGUUUUACUACUCAGGUUUUUUUCUGGCUUCAUGGGAGCAAAAAGGGAUCAUCAUAGCAAGGGAGAAGUGUUUUGGGGAAACAAAACAGUACCAUCAUCACCUCGAGUCAAUUCAAUCUGGGUUUCAUCCAUCACCUUAACUGCUUGUUUUGUCCAUUUUGCAAUCACAAUGAUUUGGCCUUUUUUUCCAUCUUUUGUCAUUUCCAAAGCGAGCGACGCAGCCAAGAAAUCUUCCCAACCCAUGCAAAUACAAUGUUAAAACU
Messenger RNA from Neurospora crassa OR74A, 1131 nucleotides. RefSeq lists its product as hypothetical. NCBI's taxonomy places the organism in Eukaryota, Fungi, Ascomycota, Sordariomycetes, Sordariales, Sordariaceae. The transcript is spliced from 2 exons. The record is from RefSeq and is a predicted model, not a curated record. Bases 275 to 466 code for a protein of 63 amino acids.